UGGUCGGUUUGGUUAGGAUAAAAUCGAUGUUAGUCGUUAGUGAGCAGUUCCCUUGGAAUCAUGGCAGAAGUACGACUUUAUGAUUCAACAAUUUGUCGGUUAUGUGCAGAAGAUAAUGGAAAUGGAGAAUUACUCUACAUGGCAGAUGGUGAUGAUCCAGAUUUAAGUUCUAUGGUCAAUCGGUACUUGCCGCUCAAGAUUCGAGAUGAUGGGAAAUUACCACGUACAAUUUGUCCUGGUUGUAAUAUUCAACUGGAGGCUACGAUACAGUUUUUUGAAUUAUUGGUGGAUGGUCAAAGGAAAAUUCGUGAGAUGUGGAAGCAUCAGAUAGAACAACAACGUAAAGCUGAACGAGAACGCUUACGUGCAGAAAAGGAGAACACAGAUGUUAGAUCAGAAACAUCACAAUUGGAUAUUAUUCCCAGAUAUAACGAAGAAGACCACUUUGAGCAACAAAUAAUAAUAAAAAUAAUGCCAGAUGGUUCUAUGUAUGCUGCAGAACAUGAAAUGAGUUUACAGAUGGAAGGAUUAAGUAAACCCAAACGAAAAAGAGGACGUCCACCAAAAUCUCACACAGAGAACAUAUCUGUGGAAUUAACAAAGGGAGAUGUACUAGAAGCAGUGAGUCAAGAAGAAGAAGAUAAACAUGAAGAGGAAAUAGAUGAAGUAGAUGGAGAUGGAAGACGUCGCAGAAAGCGUAAAGUUCCGAAAAGGUAUAUGGAGGCAGUUCAAGGCAAAGAACUAGAACGAAUAUAUAAGGAGGAGGGAGUAAUUGAUGAAGAGGAUGAUGAUGAUCCUGAUAAUUUUGAAGAUUCUGAAGAACAGUUAAAUAUGUCUGUUCCUGAUAGUCAAGAAGAAAUAAUUGGUCACUUAGAAUCUGAAGAAGGAAAAGAUCUUGGAGAGUUAGUGAUAGUAAACAGAGGUAGAGGACGAGGUCGACCAAAAUUACGUCGUAGAAGAAAUAAGUUCACGUGUCAAUUAUGUGGUCGGGGAUUUCUUCAACGUAGCAGAUAUAUUGUGCACAAGAGUUUCCACAAAAGCAUAAAAUAUGAAUGUUCGGAAUGUAAAAAGUUAUUUACAAGCAAAGAAAAUUUAGAAUUGCAUCAGAAGGCAACUCAUCAUAUUGGAGAUGAUGUUAAUCAGGAUUUUGAGCAUAUUGUCGAAGAUUCAACCUUUGAAUCAAAACGUUUAUCCGAAGAAAAUAAUAUUUCUAACACGCUUGAUCAUGCAUUGACUGAAGAACAACAUACAAAUAAUUCAAAUAAUUCUAGUGAUUCUCAGAAAAAUGUUCCAUGUGAACACUGUGAAAAGUUAUUUGAAACAAAGGAGAUGUAUGACCUGCAUUUAAAAAUGGCCCAUGAACGUGAUAAAUUAUUUAUAUGCACUAUUUGUAAUAAAAAUUUCACACAACAAGCGGCUUUAAAACAUCAUAUGUCAAUACACGAGAGAAAUAAAUUAGAGAAAGAGUAUCCAUGUGAUAUUUGUGGAAAAGUUCUCAAUCAUCCUAGUUCUGUAGUAUAUCAUAAAGAAGCAGAACACAAUAACGGUCGUCGAUUUGUUUGCAAUAAAUGCGGAAAAAGUUUUAAACAUAAGCAAUUGUUACAACGUCAUCAGCUUGUACAUUCUGAUGAUCGGCCUUAUAUUUGUAAAUCAUGUAAUGCCAGUUUUAAAACAAAGGCAAAUCUAAUCAAUCAUCAAUCUACACAUACUGGGGAAAAAAAAUAUUUUUGCGAAAUUUGUGGACAGCAAUUUGCACAUAAAACUAGUCUCACGCUACAUUAUAGGUGGCAUACAGGACACAAACCAUAUACAUGUGAGGUAUGUCAUAAAAGUUUUUCACAAAAUGGAAAUUUACAAGAACAUAUGCGAAUUCAUACGGGAGAAAAACCUUAUUGCUGCGAUUAUUGUGGCAGAAAGUUUACUACUUCUUCACAAUUUAAGCUACAUGUUAAACGACACACUGGCGAGCGCCCUUGGAAAUGUGAAUUUUGCGCCAAAUGCUUUUUGCACAAGGAUACAUGGAAAUGUCAUGUUCGCAGGCAUAAAGGAGAACGUCCUUUUCAAUGUGCUCAUUGUAAUCGAGGUUUUACAGAACAAUGGGCUUUGAAGAAGCACCUUCGUUUACACACUGGUGAAAAGCCUUAUUCCUGUGAUGUUUGCGGAAAAGCAUUUGCUGAUUGUUCAAACUUAACAAAGCAUAAGAAAGUACAUAGGGAAACUAAACUUUCUGCGAUAAAUGAAAUAGAAGGUUCUCCAAUCGGAGAAGUUUGGCAAAUUUUACCAAGUUCUCAAGAAUCUGAUGAACAUUCAUUAACUGAUCAAAUGGCUCAAGUUAUUGCAACAGAUGAGACAUCAGGAGAUGGUAUUCAACAGAUUAUAUAUGUUUCGUACCAAGAUCCAGAUGAUCCUAACCAGUCUCGAACUUUACAUUUCGUUGAUGCUGGAAUGAUGAGAAAUAAAGAGGAGAAAACGAAUGUAAAUCAAUCAUUAUCACAUUUAAGCGUUAGCAAUGAUAGCAUGCUUUCUAAUCCAGGUCAUGCUAAUGAAAAUAAUAACUCAAAUGAACGAAUAAAUGUGGAACUUUCAGAAUCCGAUCUUCAACUUCAGAUUACAGAUGAAGAAGGUAACCCAAUUCCUCUUUCAAUUCAAGAUGCCCGACAGCUUUUAUCUCAAAGUCAAUUUGUCAAUCAACUUAGUGAUGGGCAAGAAAUUAGAGUUCAUUCUGGUGUUAUUCCAGAUGAAUUAACAGCACCAUUAAGUGUACACGUUAAUCAAAAUUCCGACAUAAAGAAUGUCGACAUUUCUAGUACGGUAGAAACAAAAGUGAAAAAUAUUUCAACUGUACAAACAGAUGCAGAAGCAAUCGUAAAGGCAUUGCAGGAUGAAGAUACGGAUGCAAAUGCUGUUGCAACGAUUAAUCAAAUGGAGGAAUCAGAACAAUCGGGGAUAGCCGAUAGCGAACAAGCAAUAGAAUUCACAACGCAAGAUGGACAAAAAGUUCGUUUAGUUACUUCUUAUCAUGUUGAUCCAAUGCAACUUGCUUCUGAGUACCUGACUAUUGUAUAAAAUCAUAUAUGUAUAAUUUCUUCAAUUCUAUAUGUUAAAUUUAUUCAAAUGUGAUCGUGCUUUAUUUUUAACAGAAAAACUGAAUUUUUAAAGUACCCUAUUUAGUUAUUAAUAAAAUUUUGCUAGCUUGUAGAAUUCAUCAAGCGACGUACGAUCAUAAUUGCCUUUAGGUAAACAGAUAAUUGUUUAAGAGACGUUAAAGGUAGAGGUUUUAAUUAUUCCGUAUGUUUUGAAAUAUAAAGCAUGUACACUAUGGCUAAACUACUGACUACGUUUAUCAGAAUCUAAGGAAUAAUAACUUCAGCUGUUUAAUCUCUGAAGCGGCUAUGUGAAUGCUACAAAUUAAUAAAAUUUGGUUAAUAAUUAAACGAUGUACGCAGAAAGUUCUUCGAACGAAUCAUUUUUUCUUAUUUUAUCUUUAAGGAGUUACAUGAUUUAACAAAAUUUGUAAAUGUCAAAAUUUACUAAAUAUAAUAAUCAAUGAUAUUAGGUUGGCAACUAAGUGAUUACGGAUUUUGUCA
Molecule: messenger RNA, 3587 nt
Organism: Bombus pyrosoma
Lineage: Eukaryota; Metazoa; Arthropoda; Insecta; Hymenoptera; Apidae
Product: zinc finger protein 568-like
Exons: 14
Coding region: 61-3066 (1001 amino acids)
Cellular component (GO): nucleus
Molecular function (GO): zinc ion binding
Source: RefSeq, a predicted model, not a curated record